Salvia hispanica is the source of this 1514-nucleotide messenger RNA. RefSeq names its product Glycosyl hydrolase superfamily protein (gene MAN6). The record is from RefSeq and is a predicted model, not a curated record. Gene Ontology annotation, biological process: polysaccharide catabolic process. Gene Ontology annotation, molecular function: mannan endo-1,4-beta-mannosidase activity. Lineage: Eukaryota; Viridiplantae; Streptophyta; Magnoliopsida; Lamiales; Lamiaceae.
UUCCAAGGAAACCUCAACAUUUCCCUCUGAUCAAUACUUGUCUUGUGUUGUGUCUAUAUGUAUAUAGUUGGAGCAUCUCUUAAAUUCAAUAUCAAUUCAAAACAUGGGAAUUCUAUACAUGUUCAAGUCAUUUAGUCUCAUUUUGAUACUUAACCAUUUAACAUGUCUUGCAAUCAUCUCUGAGUUAGAGGAGGAUCAUGAGAUUGUUGGUGAUGCAGGGAAUCAUGUAGAUUCAUGGAGCAUGGUGCAAAAGAAAGGAAAUCAAUUCAUGCUGGAUGGCCAGCCAUUCUAUGUCAACGGAUUCAACACAUACUGGCUAAUGAUUUUCGCGGUAGAUGAGUCGACACGGCCAAAGGUGAGUGAUGUGUUCCAGGAGGCAUCAUCUGUUGGUCUUUCAGUGUGCAGGACUUGGGCUUUCAAUGAUGGCCAGUGGAGAGCUCUUCAAAAAUCCCCUAACGUUUAUGAUGAGCAAGUUUUCAAGGGAUUGGAUUUUGUGGUGAGUGAAGCAAAGAAGUACAAAGUAAGGCUGAUAUUGUCAUUGGUUAACAACUGGGAAGCCUAUGGAGGGAAAUCACAGUAUGUAAAAUGGGGCAAGGCUGCUGGUCUCAAUUUGACAUCUGAUGAUGAUUUUUACUCUCAUCCAACUCUCAGAAGCUAUUACAAAUCGCAUGUUAAGACAGUGCUCAACAGAGUGAAUACCAUAACAAACAUAACUUACAAGGAUGAUCCCACUAUUUUCGCUUGGGAACUCAUCAACGAGCCUCGUUGUGAAUCGGAUCCCUCAGGAGAUAAGUUGCAGGCUUGGAUUGAAGAAAUGGCAGUCUAUGUGAAAAGCAUUGAUCCAAAGCAUCUCCUACAGAUAGGAUCUGAAGGUUUCUACGGUGCAUCCACCCCGAAUAAGGUUCAGUUCAAUCCCAACACCUACGCUCAACAAGUUGGGACGGACUUCAUCCGCAACCAUCAAGUUCUUGGAGUUGAUUUUGCAUCAGUUCAUAUCUACCCAGAUUCUUGGAUCUCCCAAGCAAUAUCGGAUGCUCACAUUGAGUUCGUGAGAUCAUGGAUGCAAGCACAUAUCGAUGAUGCUGAGAACUACCUGGGAAUGCCUGUCAUGUUUACAGAGUUCGGAGUGUCUAGAAAAGACCCUGGCUACAAUCUAACGUACCACGAUGCUCUUCUCAGUUCAGUUUACCAAUGUGUGUUGAACUCGACCAAGAGAGGCGGGGGCGGAGGCGGCAGCCUUGUGUGGCAGCUGUUUCCCCAAGGCACAGACUACAUGGAUGAUGGAUAUGCAUUAGUUCUAUCCAAAAAUCCUUCUCUAUCCCAUAUCAUAUCCCUUCAGUCCACCAGACUCAAUAUGUUCAAUUCCUUGUGUUCAUGGAAAUGCAGGUGGAGUUGCAAGAAGAAGCAUGCUUUCGGUGACUACUAGCAUGCAACAUGUUAUCUGUCCACAUAUAAAAUGAUAUACAUCUCUUAAAACAUUCAAUAAUCCAUUAAUUGUUGAUUUUGAAUUUGAA